AUGACGUUGGUCCCACGCCACGCACCACGCUUGGCGGCAAUCUGCGCCGUCGAUCGCCCGACGGACCCGUGUGUCCGUGUGGGUCCGAUGAGGGGGCAGCCGUCCUUGCUGCCAAGCGUGCGGAAGCAAUGGCCCGGGAAGCCGCUGCUGUAUGGAAUCGGCACCCUGUUGGUCAUGCCACUCAGGACACUGUAUGGAGUGGGUCGGGUUUUUGGCGCAGGGCGGUUCCUCUGCAACAUGACCAGCGUCUCUUCGUCGCUGCAAAUUGAGCUUGUACCAUGCCUUCGAGAUAACUAUGCAUAUAUCCUGCAUGAUGUUGAUACUGGAACAGUUGGAGUUGUGGAUCCUUCUGAGGCUAUGCCUAUUAUAAAUGCAUUGGAAAAGAGAAACCAGAACUUGACUUAUAUACUGAACACCCAUCAUCACUCUGAUCAUACUGGUGGAAACUUGGAAUUGAAGGCAAAAUAUGGUGCAAAGGUAAUUGGUUCUGAGAAGGAUAAGGACAGAAUACCUGGUAUUGACAUCACUCUUAAGGAGGGUGACACAUGGAUGUUUGCUGGCCAUCAAGUUCUUGUACUGGAGACUCCUGGGCAUACAUCAGGUCAUGUGUGCUAUUAUUUUGCUGGUUCUGGAGCUAUAUUUACAGGUGACACCUUGUUCAAUCUAUCAUGCGGAAAGCUUUUUGAAGGGACUCCACAGCAGAUGUAUUCCUCACUCCAGAAAAUUACAGCUCUACCAGAUGAUACAAAAGUAUACUGUGGGCAUGAAUAUACCUUGAGUAAUUCAAAGUUUGCCUUGAGUGUAGAACCAGGAAAUAAAGCAUUGCAGGAAUAUGCUGCAAAUGCAGCUGAGUUGCGUAAUAAGAAUAUACCCACGGUGCCAACAACAAUUGGAAGGGAGAAGGAAUGCAAUCCUUUUUUGCGGACCUCCAACCCAGAAAUUAAGAGAACACUGUCCAUUCCAGAUCAUUUCGAUGAAGAUCGGGUGCUUGAAGUUGUCCGUCGAGCAAAAGAUAACUUCUGA
Miscanthus lutarioriparius is the source of this 1023-nucleotide messenger RNA. Lineage: Eukaryota; Viridiplantae; Streptophyta; Magnoliopsida; Poales; Poaceae. The record is from the annotation of a GenBank genome assembly.